GAACCACUGCCAUUGCAACCUUCAACGCGGGUGUGCCUCCGCAAGGAGAGAACCACGGUGCAGCCGUCCACAGGGAGUCGCGCUACCGCCCCGCCAGCCCGGAGCAGGGAGAGCGUUAGGGGGCGGGAGUUCUUGGAGUCCCAGCAUCUUCUCAUUGGUUGCCAGAAGACGGUUGUGUAACAUACGCGAAGUCUGUGCUCAUUGUUCGUAAAUACGCAAAUCCAGAUGAUGGAAGCGGAUCUAUUGCUAGCUCCGCAGUCUGGGAAAUGAAAUGCUAAAUUCCCCCUCGUUGAGCUGAAAAACACGCGAGGGUUUCUGAUUGAGGUCCAGCUUCGGUUCUCAGACCACAAAGAGCUGAUGUUUAACGUCUGUUAUGUGAUCGGUUUACAACAAACCGACAUAGCUGAUAAACCUCAAAUGACACCUGGCUGCAUCGUGAAUAGCACCGCAGAUUCGUGAUCUGAUGAUAAGGACCAACUUCUUCAAGAUUUACGUACCAGGAGAUGCUUUACCAUCAGGCUUCCUACUAGAUGUGGCUCUGACUUCCUGGGAUGGUGCUUCUAUGUUCAAAUAAAGGAUUGGAUUCAAAAAGCAAAUUGUCCUAGUUCCUCUAGAGAAUGGCUCAUGGUUGGGAUUCAUACUUCCCAAACCUUCCACCUCGUUCAUCAGAUCCUCGAAAUCUGAGGAGGACAUCAGAGUCUGAUAGACCUCUACCCCAGCAUAUAGGGAACUUUAUUGGACAUCAUGAUUUCUCUGGUGCAGUAGGCUCGCGAGAAGUCCCUUUACCGAACACAAACUUCAAUGCGAACUAUUGCAGAACUACUAGUUUUGAAACUCCAAGGUCAGACUGUGUUUAUAAUAGAUACUAUGAAAGGCAAUGGCAACCUGACAGACAACAAAUGGGAAGGGAUUACCCUCAAAGAUAUAGGAGUAGAGAUUUUCCUAAUUAUGCUUCAAACCAACUGCCAACAUCAGGAUCUCAUCAUUCAUCGUUUGUACCAGAUUUUCAUCGUCCUAAGCAAGAACGAGACAUGCGAGCUAUGUCAUAUCGUGGAAACUACUCUGCUACAAGCAACUACUCUGAUACAGAUUCUAGAGAAGCAAGGCCUUCAUGCAAAUUCACUCGAAGUAACUUUUUUCCGAGACCAAAAACUGACAUUGUUUCAAAUGAAAGCUCACCAAAACUCGCUUUCUCUACAACUGGAAAUAGAAAUACCCAGGCUGAAAGACUGUGCCCUAAUAUGUCAGAGACACGUUCUUUUUCAGUCAAAGGUUACAGGGAACAGAAUCAUUCUUCUGCUACCUCUUCUGAUGUAAGCACUACAGGGAAUGAAUAUGAUGGAAAUGAUGAUGCUUUUCAUGAUCAAAAACAAAAGGUUGAUGUGGACAGAGAUCUUGCAGAAGCUACAUACUCAAACUUCCAAAUUACUGAAAAAUGUUUUGAAGAUGGAAAUCGUCAGCAUCCAAUGGAGGAGGAGGAGCUGCUAAAAUCAGCUCCAGGUACAUUUGACAAUAAGCAAAAUUACAUGGAUGAUCAUGUAGAGAAAAUUAAUCCAAAUGAAGCAUUCAAAAAUCCAGACUCAACUGAUGAUCAAGACACAAUUGUGAAUGAGAAUGAGCUGGAAAAAAGUCAGGUCUUAGAAAGUCUUUGGGAGAAAUCAGGCUCAUUGGAUGAUGAAUUAUUUGAUGAAAAAACAUCCUUAAUUCCAAAUUCCUCUAUUUGCAAAGAUGAAAUGAUGAAAACCGACCAGCAUGAAAGAGGAAUCCAGAAGGAUUCAUCUCACCCACUGGUUAUGAAUGAAUCAAGUUCUUCAGAUGAUAAUGAUGAGCAAAGUGAAAGCCUUUCAAGUAGCAACAACUAUGACAUAGAGUUCAGUUUGCAGUUACCUGAGCCAAAGUCCUGUGAAAGUCUUGGCAGAAUGAGUGAUAAUCAUUCACGUGACUCCAACGCAGGCACAGAUAUUAGUCAAGAAACACAGAAAGAUGAGGAAUCCUCAAGUGCAGCAGUAGAGGAAAAGUCAACCUUUUCUCAAGAUACAGAUUGUUGUAGGCCAAGUGACACUAGGGACCAUUCUUCUGAAGAGACAAGUGAUCACAUAAAGAAAGAUGUGGCCAGUAAUGUAUUGUUGGCAUCACCCAGUUCAGGUACGCAUAAAUAUCUCCAAAAAAGUAAAGAUCUUACAAGAGCAGAAAAGUCCAACCUUCUUUCUCAAGAUCCAGAUUGUAUUGGUCCCAGUGCCAACAACAGCAUUUUGAAGAAUUCUGCUAAUAAUUAUGAGCAGGAUCUUAUUCAUGCAGAUUCCUGUCUGCAACCAUCCUCUUCGGGUCCUGACAUUGAUCCUAGUGUAGAAAUGGAAAGCACACAAGAAAAGACAACCCCAAUCCUCUCCCAAGAUAGUUGCACAUCUAAUGCAACUGUUGACAGUUUUUGUAACGAUCUUGGUGAGGAAAAACAUAAAUGUAUAGAAAGUCAUCCAGAUUCCAUACUAAAUAAUUUAGGCACAGACCUGGACCCAGUUCAGAAAAAUGGAAGUCCCCCAGAGAGAAAGACUCCAAAUUCUCCUCCCAGGCAAAACUCUAGUCCCAUUGUCACAAGUGACAAUAUCUCUGUUGAUAUAAAUGAUACUGUUAGUCAAGCAGAAAUUGUUUUAAAGCGAAAUAGUUCAGGCACAGACUUGCAUACUGAUCAGGAAAUGGGAACCUCACCAGACGAGGAAGCUCCAAACUUGUCUUCAAGUCAAGAAUUUAGUCCCAGGGUCAUUCAUGACAAUCCCUUUAAUGAUAAUGGUGACAUCGUUAAUCGUUCAGAAUCCUUACACAAAAAUGUCUUGAACACAGAUCUUUUUCCCUUUCAUUCAGAGGAAUGGGCAAGUCCACUUGAGAGCACAAAUGCUAUGUCCAGUACAGAUCCAAAAUGUAUUACCAGAGCUAUGAUAACUGACAGUAACACACAAAGAGAUUUCAGUGAUUUAAAGUCCUGUUCACAGCCAAGUGCAGCAAUUGAUGUCAAUUCCCUCCUAGACGAGAAAUCGAUAAGUCAAGAGGAGAUUACAAACUUAGCCUUCUCCCCAGAUCCACCUCAUUCAAUAAAUGAAAGUUUUCCAUCUCAAGAACAAACGGAACAGGCUGAUUUUGCUGAAGAUGCGAAAGACUCACAUGAAAAGUUGGACCUCUCCGCAAAAGCCCUGUCAGAACUUGGCCUGUUGUAUGGGGAGCCUCUGUCUGGAGAUGAGUCUUCAUGUGGUGCUGUCGAAAGAUGUGAUGUCUCACAUCAGCUUCAAAAAACACCUGUGACUAGACCUGACAAGGAUCCCAUGGACCAGUUUGAGCGGCCAGAACCUCAACUGACAUUUUCUGUAAACAUGAGGCCAUUCUUGCACCCUGUUGUAAUAUUGAUGAACAUGGAGUCAACAAAUUGUAUAAGCAACACCUACAACUGUGCCAAUUGCCUACACACAUCCAACAGUGUAGAUGAUCUAAUCGAGCACCACUACAGUUGCCAUCCAAUGCCAAGUUAUCAAUUUUGCAAGACUUGUAAUGUCUAUUUGAAGAAGAAUGAACAGGAGGAACAGCAUUUGUGCGGUCAGAUCAUCCCACUUAAGAAGAACAACUGCGGUCCCUACAAGUGCAGUAGGUGUGGACUUCUAUUUUCCAGAAUACUUCAGUACAUCAGGCAUAUGCGUGAUCACACUGGCCGUACACCAUAUCAGUGCAAAGGAUGUGGCUUUUACUUUGCACAAUCUAGUUCUUUAAAUCAUCACAAAAGAGUCCCUGGUAGGUGCAAGCAGUCUCUGGCAGCUAAGAAGACUGACACUGUUGAUAUCAAAACACCAACACAGAAAUAUGUGGCACAAAGCACUUCAUAUGAAAACAUGAAGCAAUGUUACGUCUGGCUCAUUGACAUCUCCAAGACUAAUGUCUGUAAUUUCUGUGGCAAAACGUUUUCUUCUGCAAAGAAGACCAAAAAGCACAUCUACAAUGUUCACAAGAAGAAAAACAUGGCUGUUUUGUCUUAUCAGAGUGAGACGGGUGCAUUAUAUAAAUGUCCUCUUUGUCCACGGCAUUUCAAGUAUUCCUACAACAGGGCUCGACAUUUGCGUUUUUGUGUCCGAAAUGCAAUAUAUGGAGGCAAGAAGAAAGUUGGUGAUAAAUAUGUCUGUCCUUUGUGCAAAGCUACCUUCACAGCAACAUCCAACAGAUAUAGACAUGUUAAACUAACUUGCCUGCGAGAAACCCUCAAUCGACUCGCAAGGGAGAAGCUACGAUUGCGUCAAAAGUGUAUGAAGGAAAAAGAUCAGAAACCACAAUCAAAAGAGUAUGUAUGGUUAACACAAGGGAAGGAAGGAGAAGCAAAAAAGCAGGGAACCCAAGUUUCAACAGCACCCAUAAUUCAGUACAAAUGCAGCCACUGCCCUGCAAUUUUUUUCCAUCCCUCUGGAAAGUAUAGACACAUGAAAAAACACGAGUUGUUUAAACGCACUGGCAAAAUAAUCAGGUAUAGGAAAUCUGCCGUGUCCAAACCAGCAUCUCCAGGCGGCACAAUGACUGAAGAGAGCACAGACACGACAAAAGAAUUCCCAAUACCUACUCAAAGCUGUCGCUUUUGUGGACUGAGUUUUCCUGUUCUGUCGUCUCUAAAGAGACAUGAGCGUGGUCAUCAUGGUGACCGACCAUACCGCUGUCUGGAAUGUAGAAAGGGAUUUAAGAAACGUACUCAUCUGAUUGGUCACAGAGUUGUCCAUCAGAAGAGGAUACAGUGCACAGUCUGUAGAAAGAUUUUACCUACAAUUGGAGAAUUGAUCCUGCACCGAAGCUCUCACCUUAAAAAAGGAAUGCUUCAGUGCCCAGAGUGCCUGGCACAGUUCCAGUAUCCAGUGUAUCUGCUUAGGCAUCUACAAACUCACAAAAACAAAGACAAGAAGACAAAGAAGCCUGAAGAUGAAACUCAAAUAAAGCCACAACAACCCUCAGAAACUCUCAAAGAAAAGGAUAGACCUAAGGUGUUGCAAUGUUCCCUGUGCAAAGAAACCUUUGAUGAUGCACAAAUACUAAGAAAACAUUCUCUUAUGCAUAUUUCAGGAUCUUCAAAUGAUUGUCCAUUCUGCAAGAAGAGAUUUACAACUCGUCAUUCUCUCAUGCGCCACAUGGUCAAACACACCGGGGACAAACCUUUUUCCUGUGCUGACUGUGGAAGACAGUUUUACCGAUCAGUAUACCUCAAAAUUCACUCUGAGACUUGCACACAUGCAAAAAACGAGCAACCUAUAGAAGCAAAUUCUAGUAAUCUGAUAAAAAACAAGCGUUACUGGUGCACCAUUUGUCCCCGGAGAUUCUGGACACUAAGCCGUUUAGAUAUGCACCUCAAUGCCCACAAGAAUAAGUCUCUUCAUCUGUGUACAAAAUGUGAUCAGUACUUUGGAGUAAACAUGAUCUCUCGUCACAAGUUGGUUUGUGUCAAGACCAAAGAGAUCCCCUCUGCUGACAAAUCAACUGAGUCAAACUCAACACAAGUCAGCCAGAAUGUUCAGGAAACACCUGAACACUCUAAUGCAAGUAAAAUGCUCAAGCUUAAAUGCCCAUAUUGCCCAAAACGGUUCAGGUACAGAUCACUUCUACUGAGACACAUUGUGUCGCAUACUGGCGUGCAACCCUUCAGAUGCAUGCACUGUGGCCACAGAUUCAGAAGUCAAACUCUGUGUUUAAAGCAUGAAGCUUCUUGCGAUGCUGGUUCAAAAAUGAAUCAACCAGAACUCAAAAUGAAUGCUGAAGCAGAUUUGGAAUCACAAAAACUCCAACCAGAGGGUGAAGCUGAGUUGAAGUGCAAAUUCUGCACAAAGACUUUCUUGAAAGCGCGAAGCCUGAGGCAUCACAUUCUGACACACAAUGAGGUGAAGCCAUAUCGCUGCAAAGCCUGCGACAGCUGCUUUUCACGUUAUGACCAUCUGAAAGUGCACCAGGCUCUGUGCAAAAGUAAAAAGACACGGCUGGAGGUGAGAAUCCCCAAAAUCUGUCUGGAAGAUGUUGGCAAAGGUUGGCAAAGUAAAUUCAACCUAAAGCCACUUGAUGAACAGGAGAGCUUUGACUGUAAGGUCUGCUUGAAAAGCUUCCCAACUGAGAAUAAACUUUCCAGACACACCACUAUGUUCCACACUAUAAAGCCAUUCAACUGCUCGCGUUGCGGUUCUGCUUUCUCUCAUGAAAAAACUUUGAAACAGCAUCGAAGGACAAAAAGGUGCAAAAAGGCGAGGACUGAAUCAUAUACUCCACUGCAUCAAGAUGAAACUAAUCAACCAACUGACAAAAUCGCCAAACAACUUGAUGGGAUAAGGAAAAAAAUCUUGGUGAAGAUUCAGCCUUUAUUCAACAAAGACUUGAAAUUUGUAUGCAGCUACUGCCCCCGUGCAUUCAAAAACAGCUGGCAAUUAAAUGUGCACAAUCGAUUACAUACUGGAGAGAGGCCAUAUUCAUGUGAGCAUUGUGGAGAGAAAUUCAUAAGAAGCGAUUAUCUGUUGCGUCAUAAUUCCAAGUGCAAGGACAAAACUCAGCUCAGCAAUGCUCUCUGUGACAGGUGUGGGGGAUUUUUCUCAGAAAAACAACUUGAAAUCCACAAAAAAACUUGCAUUCUAGGAUCUUGCUCACCAACUGUUUCCAAAAGCAGUCAGUCAUCCACUCAACCCCCACCGAAAGGUUUUUCAUGUGCGUACUGCAGUUCACGAUUUUUGAUAUUUUCACAACUCCAAGAACAUUUUUUAAGUACACACAAGCUGGAAACAGGGGCUCCACCAGUGUCAACUGCUCCACUGCAACAACUUCUGUCCAAUAUACCAAACAUCAAAGAAGAGCCUGUGGAUGAGAGUUAUGGAAAAGCUCCUGGCAAUGAUGGUGAUGUAUCUAAACCUGACAUGGCUCCAACGACCUCAGAUCCGCUCGUCUGCCAGAAAUGUAACAUGUGUUUCAUUAACAGAGCAGGACUAAUUGGUCAUCAGCGUGCGCAUGAAACACGAACACCUUUUGCCUGUAAAUACUGCAACAGGGGCUUUUGGAAUAAAACCCAACACCGAAAUCACUUCAGAAAAUGCAGAAUUGUAAGCCAACGGCUGGAUGUCCCUGUAAAAGCAGAGAUCAAUUAUGCUUUUAAUGACUCCAAGUCCAAAAAGGAUUUAGAAACUGUGGCAACAACAACAGCUAGUGCAGACAAUUUACAAACUAACUUCCCCUGUAAAGAAGAGCCAGAGGAGAAUUCAACACCAACCUCAUAUGGAAAUGUGGACCAGAGCAGCAACUCAAGUACAGAAAAGAAAGCUGUGCAGUACCAAUGUUCAGAAUGUGAUAAGAGCUUCACUGAUGGCCUGUUGCUCAUAAGUCACCUUGAAGACCAUGGAAGGGAGGAGCAAGAGAAAAAAUGUAAUAAAUGUUCCAAGUGUGGACGAAUGUUCUCUAAUCAAGGAAACCUGAGGAGACACAUGAAACUGCAUAUGGUCCACCAAAGGUACUUCUGUUCACUUUGCCCCAAGGUGUGCAGCACAUUGUCUGAGCUUGAAAAACACAAAGCAGGUCAUGAAAGUAAUAAACCCUUUGCUUGCAAAUUGUGUAGGCAAAGCUUUUGGACGAGGCUAGCUUUAUGUGAACAUUACAGUGGAGAACAUGGUGAUGAGAUUUUUCAUUGCCAGUGGUGCAGCAAAGUGUAUGCAUCCAAAAAGUCACUGUCUAGACAUUAUAAAAAAUGGCAUCCCAAAGAGCUAAGUCAGCUUAGGAGUGCACAUCUGCAAAGGGGCAGUUUUGACCAGCAGUCUAGCAGUUAUGUUAGUACAAAUGGUGAUAGUGAUGAAGAUCUAAACCUUGAUAGCGACAGCAACUCUGACUCUGCCCCUUACUUCCCAUGCCAUGUGUGCGGGAAGACAUUCCCAACAUCAGAAAGUCUUGAGGAUCACCAGUUGUGUCACCUGGGCAAAAAGCCACACGAAUGUGCCGAAUGCGGUAAAUGUUUCUUCCAGGCAUCCCAGCUGCAGCAGCACCAGCGAAUGCACAAGUCUGAGUUUCAGUGUCAAACAUGCGGCAGAGGAUUCGUUUCGCUCUUUGCGCUACGGAACCAUAAACAUUCUCAUGGGAAGAGUCGCCCAUUUCGUUGUUCCAAGUGUCAUCUCGGUUUCGCUGGACCCACACAGCUAGCGGAGCACAUGUCCACCCACCGCGAAGAGAGCUUUCCAUGCGAUAUCUGCAAUAAGAUAUUUCAGUGUAAGAGCAGCAGAGCCGAGCAUCGGAAGUCUCACUCGACAUCUAAUGAAGGCACCCCUCCUUCAGUUUCAAAGGGAGAGCAUGAACAGCAUAAAAGCGUAUUUGGAUAUACCACAGAGUUCAAGUACCGCUGUGGCAUCUGUAGUGAGCGCUUCAGAAAUCCAGAACAACUGUCGGAGCACGGUUGCUUGGAAGCCAGAGAGCGACCCUAUACUUGCACAGAAUGCAAUAAACACUUUCUUCAUGCGUCUCACCUGAACAAGCACCGCAACACCCAUCAUCAGGCAUGGUCUGAUCGAGAAUAUCCAUGCAAUCAGUGCAACAGUAGUUUUUCCUCAUCUCAGUACUUCCUUAGCCAUCUCAAAACCCAUGAGGGCACUGCAACAGGAAUCGGUUGGGAAAGAGACUCAUCAGAUGGAUUCAUAUGUCCAGUUUGCCACCAGUGUUUUGCCAAUGCCACGGAACUGAUCCAUCAUUUUCCAAUUCACCCUGAUUGUGCACCUGAAAGAGAAAAGGCAGAACACAACACCACUGAAGGUGAGCUUGAAGAACAAGAAGUGUUUCACCCUACAGCACCAGCUGAAUAUGAAUGUGGAAAGUGUGGUGGAAGAUUUCUGGGAAAAGAGGCUCUCCAUCACCAUCAUUGUUCCCUGCAACAGCUGGAAGUAGUGGAGAACACACUCUUUGAUCCAGCAGAUGUAAGUCCAGGUAACGAGGUUGCAGGGGAUGAAGAGGACGUCGACGUUACUGGAGAAGACUUGUAUAGAUGCCAUGAGUGCUCAAUGCAGUUUUUCUCUAAAAGCAGCCUCCUGGAGCAUCAAAACGAUCAACACCCCAAUAACUGGAAGGAGUUCAAAUGUGAAACCUGUGGAAAGACCUUUGCCAAGAAGCGUUAUCUCAGAAAGCACGAGCUUAGACAACAUGGUCCUAAAGAGCAUACCGCCACUACAGCCAACCUAGGAAAAAAGUUCAAAUGUAUGCACUGUCGAGGGAAAUUUAGCACAGCCCAGGAUUUAUCGAACCACAUGAGACUGCAUGCCGAAAACCAAGCCGGGGAAUACCGUUGUGACAUGUGCUACAAGUCAUUCAGCAAGCGGGGUCUUCUUAAACAGCAUCAGGAGAGCCAUGUUGGCGAGGUUGUGUACGAAUGCACAGAAUGUGACAAAGCUUUUGCUUUUCCUCACCUGCUGGAAGAACAUCAGCGUUCUCACACUGCAUCCUCUGAGUAGUGUUUCAAGUUCAUCAUGUACACCUUAUCUUCUCUCGAAAUAACUUAAGGUAUUUUAAUGCCUUACUUCUGUCUUCUUCCAGCUGUUUGGACCUUGUUGAAUAUUCAAAAAGCACUUGACUUGUGUCUGUAUGAUGGGGUAAACUCUCCUUUAUAGUUGUGUAUAUUUUUAGUUGUAUUGGGAUUUGAAAAAAAAAAAAUCAUAGUUUCUGAGACAGUGUUUGAAAAUCUGUUUAAAUUUGCUGAAUAAUUGUUUUUAAAAAAUGAAUCCUGACCAACAUGUCUUGAUUAACAACUUACAUUUUGAGGUUCAGCAUAUUUUGUUGACAAUAUGUAAAGUAGGCUUCACCCUGGUAAUUUUAUUCCUUUCUAUGCUAUGACUUUUCUUGUACAAUAUCACUUUGUAAUCUUCGGUUUAUUUCUUGUAUGCCUUUUACCAGGUGUUUCUUUUUUUUAAAAUGUGAAAAAUAAUGUUGAACACACAUCGAAAUGAUGCUUUAAUGGGAAUAUUCUAUCACCAUCUGAUGUUACCUUUUUUUUCUUAAGGAAUUUAGUUGAUGCAGUAAAGUCAACUUAAAAAUCCA
Molecule: messenger RNA, 10047 nt
Organism: Girardinichthys multiradiatus
Lineage: Eukaryota; Metazoa; Chordata; Actinopteri; Cyprinodontiformes; Goodeidae
Product: zinc finger protein 1035
Exons: 5
Coding region: 618-9464 (2948 amino acids)
Source: RefSeq, a predicted model, not a curated record